AUGGUGCUUCCCUGUGCCCACAGUGGCGCAGGCCGACUGGCACCCGAGGAGUUCCGUGGCCGCAGCAACUCCAUUCCCCCGGCGCAGACCCCCACCGCCAAGCACAUGCUGGCCUACCUGCCCCGGCUGCCCACCGACACCAGCCAGUAUGGCACCUUCCCCCAGGAGUCUGAGCUCCCGGCCGCCCCCAGGCCUCUGGUGGAGGAUGCCCAGCAACAAGCCGGCACCGCUGCUGCCAACAGAAGCGCUGUGAUGCCAAACUACCCAUCCCCACCCUGCUGCCGCAGCGGCCCUGGCGAGCCAGCCAUGCCCCCGAGCCGCUGCACUGCGGCUUCCCAGCACUGGCCCAGUGACCUGUCCCGGUGCCUGCCAGCCACCCCGCAGGACACAGGCCCCUGCUGGUACCCACUGCAGGCGCCCACAGUCCCCAGCUCGGCACGCUGCAGGACCCCUGCCCGCAGCACGGCCACCAUCCCCGAGGGGCCGCAGGGCCGGCGCCCCAAGCUGCUGGAGGAGGAUGGUCCCGUGGUCCAGGUCGGCAAGAGGCAGCGCCAGCGCUACGUGACCAAGGUGGGCAAGUGCCAGGUGAACCUGGGCAACAUCCAGGAGAAGAAGCGGUUCCUCUCUGAUAUCUUCACCACCAUUGUGGACCUCAAGUACCGCUGGUUCCUUUUUGUCUUCAUGAUGUGUUACAUCAUCACCUGGGUGGCCUUUGGCACCAUCUACUUCUUUGAUGCGUGGGUGCGGGGCGACAUCGGGCACCAGGGCGAUCCUGAGUGGCCGGCCUGCAUCCAGAACGUGGACGGCUUCAUCUCUGCCUUGCUCUUCUCAGUGGAAAGCCAGCGGACCAUCGGCUACGGCUCCCGCAUGGUGACGGCCAACUGUGCAGAGGGUGUCAUCCUGCUGAUGGCACAGUCCAUCGUGGGCUCCAUGAUCGACGCCCUGAUGGUGGGCUGCAUGUUCGUCAAGAUCUCCCGGCCCAAGAAGCGCGCCCAGACCCUCAUCUUCAGCAAGAACUGUGUGGUGUCCCGGCGGGACGAGAAGCUCUGCCUGAUGUUCCGUGUGGGGGACCUGCGCGACAGCCACAUGGUGGAUGCCAAGAUCCGGGCCAAGCUGAUCAAGUCACGGCAGACGGCCGAGGGGGAGUUCAUCCCACUGGAGCAGUCGGAGCUGAACCUGGGCUACGACACGGGGGAGGAUCGCUUGUUCCUGGUGGAGCCCCAGAUCAUCUGCCACGUCAUCAACUGCCACAGCCCCUUCUGGGACAUGUCAGCUGAGUCGCUGCACCGGGAGCAGUUCGAAAUCAUCAUCAUCCUUGAGGGCAUUGUGGAAGCCACAGGAAUGACGUGCCAAGCCCGCACCUCCUACACGGAGGACGAGAUCCUCUGGGGAUACCGCUUCGAGCCCUGCAUGUCCCUGGAGAAAGGCGCCUACCGAGUGGACUACAGCCGCUUCGACAUGACCUUCGAGGUGCAGACGCCGGCGGCCAGCGCCAAGGAGCUGCAGGAGCUGCAGCAGCUGCAGCAGCACUCCAUGCUUAGCCUCUGCCGGGACCGGCUCAGCCUGAGCUGCUCGGGGGCUCCAGCGCCAGCAGUGCCAUAG
Molecule: messenger RNA, 1602 nt
Organism: Colius striatus (speckled mousebird)
Lineage: Eukaryota; Metazoa; Chordata; Aves; Coliiformes; Coliidae
Product: G protein-activated inward rectifier potassium channel 4-like
Exons: 3
Coding region: 1-1602 (533 amino acids)
Biological process (GO): regulation of monoatomic ion transmembrane transport; potassium ion import across plasma membrane
Cellular component (GO): plasma membrane
Molecular function (GO): inward rectifier potassium channel activity
Source: RefSeq, a predicted model, not a curated record